GUGUUUCCCGCCGUCGUCGCUGAAAAUGAAGCUCUUUGAAACCGAAUACCUCUUUGCCCAUCCUUGGUGCACCCUCACGCUAGCAAAUUGGCAAAAGUAUCCAAACCAAUACUCCUCACACGUCCUCUCCGUGGACGUGCUCGAUCGGUCUGUAGAUCCAGAAACGGGCAUUCUCACAACCGAACGUCUUCUCUGUUGCAAACAAUCUGCACCAGCCCUCCUACGUCGUAUCCUUCCCAUCCCAGAAGUGGCCUACUUUAGAGAGAUCUCCUAUCUGGACCCCCGAUCGCAGACAUAUACAGCGAUAUCGACAAACCUAAGCAUGCGAUCGUUCAUAAACUUGGAGGAGAAGUGCGAGUACAAAGCGGACCCAGAACAUCCAGAAGGGAAGACAGUUUUUACGCAACAGGCGGCCGUGAGCGCAAUGGGAGUGUUGAGCUACGGAGCUAAACUGGUGGAAGAGAGCGCGGUCAAUUCAUUCCAUAAAAACGCUGCUCGCGGACGACAAGGUUUGGAAACCAUUGUCGAAAAGCUGGUUGAGGAAGCAAAGGCGGUGGAGCAGGGGUUCAAGGACGGACUGGAAACGCAUCUGCGAAAGGGAAACAUGGGUGUACCCGAGCCUUAAAGGCAGCAUUAUUUGUCUGUCGCAGAGGAGGUGGCCCAUCGCUCUGAGGCGGAUCACCUCUUGUUCCCUCCACCUAUUAUUCCGAUACAUUAUUCCUUCAGCCAUUAUCAGCCGCGGUGUUUUGCAGAUGGGCAGGCAAAACACUCUUAGACGUUGCCUUUGUACAUGUUACGCUAGUUUUUAUACCCGCCUUGUAAGAUGAUAAUUAUG
This is a messenger RNA of Spizellomyces punctatus DAOM BR117, 835 nucleotides long. RefSeq lists its product as uncharacterized. Gene Ontology annotation, molecular function: phosphatidic acid transfer activity. The record is from RefSeq and is a predicted model, not a curated record. The coding region runs from base 26 to 625 and encodes 199 amino acids. Gene Ontology annotation, cellular component: mitochondrial intermembrane space. The transcript has a single exon. NCBI's taxonomy places the organism in Eukaryota, Fungi, Chytridiomycota, Chytridiomycetes, Spizellomycetales, Spizellomycetaceae. Gene Ontology annotation, biological process: phospholipid transport.